CCGAGCUCUGAUUGGUCGAUAUUCACAACAAGACCGUAUCAAUUUUUAUUUACUACGGCGAAUUUCCCCGAAAUUGCUAAUCUGUGAUGUAAAGUCAACCAACUUCUCCCCGGUCUCAGGAAUCUCUGCGUUUCCUCCACUUCCUGUUCUUUUGCGAAUUUGAAGACCAUGGCCAAAAGGCCAGGGGACAACGACCCCAUGGGCAGCGGCCAACCACCACUAAAGAAAGUCCAGUUUGAACCGAUCAGGAUCGGCCCAAUUUCAACAUUAGAAGAAAUGGACAUCAAAGUCUUACAAUUCCAGAACAAGAAAUUAGCGCAGAGGUUAGAACAAAAGAACCGGACAGAAGCUGAGUUGCGGCAGCGAAUAGAGCAGCUGGAAAAGCGACAGACUCAGGAUGAUGCUGUCCUCAACGUUGUCAACCGAUAUUGGAAUCAGCUCAAUGAGGAUAUCAGAAUUCUGUUGCAAAGAUUUGACUCUGAAACCGCAGAUGAGUCUGAGAGUAAAAAUGAGAACGAAGCAACAACUUCUUUCCUUAUGCAGCUAUCAACAUGGGACAAAGAAGAACUGGAUGAGAAAUUAGCAAAUCGAGUCCAAGUGUCAAAGCGAGCUGUUGCCAAAGUAAUUCAGGCUUUCGAUCGCCUGAUGCAAAGGAAUGAAAAAAUUACUGCUGCUUUAAAAGGAGAGUUGAAUAAUGAAGCACCAAGUGUUGAUGAAGUUGUGCGGCAAGCAAAUAUUGAAAUUCAAGCUGAAAAUCGAAACUUACAAGCAUUGAACACCUCGCUGCACAAAAAAUAUCACGCAAACUCAUUAAAGAUGGCAGAACUGGAAGAACAGGUAGUUGGUAAAGACACUGAAGCUGCAGAGCUUCGGAAUCAGAUCGAUGAUUUGCAGUACGAGCUCCAGAAAGUGCAAUCCCGCAACGAUAAGCUAGAAAACCAUCUUGCCGAAGCAAUGGAAAAGUUGAAAAACGUCCAACAGCAGGUUCAACAUCAGACGGACGAGAAGAGCGGUGAGAAGGACAAAAAGCAGGCUGUCGUCGUCACUAAUACAAUCAAUCAGAAAAAGUUGGAGGAGCUGGAGAAAGAAUUAGAGGAAGUGAAGGAAUUAGCUAACAACAGGCUUACUGAACUGGAUCGAUUACAUCAACAACACCGAGACACACUUAAAGAAGUAGAAAAAUUAAAAAUGGAUAUUCGACAGUUGCCUGAAAGUGUUAUAGUAGAAACAACAGAAUACAAGUGUCUUCAAUCCCAAUUCUCCGUUCUUUAUAAUGAAUCAAUGCAGUUGAAAACAUCCCUAGAUGAGUGUCGUGUCCAACUUCAAACCUGCAAAAACACCCACCUCCGGCAAAUAGAAAUGAUGGAGAGUGAGGAGCUGACAGCACAGAAGAAACUACGUGCAGAAGCCAUGCAGUUAGAGGAUGUCCUUGCCCAACUUCGCAAGGAGUAUGAAAUGCUUCGGAUAGAGUUCGAAACAAAUCUAGCAGCUAACGAACAGACUGGUCCUAUCAACAGGGAAAUGCGCCACUUAAUUACAUCUCUACAAAACCAUAACCAGCAGUUGAAGGGAGAGGUCCAUCGUUAUAAACGUAAGUAUAAAGAUGCAAAUGCAGAAAUUCCUAGGCUGAAGAAAGAACUAGAAGACACCAAAACACGGCUCCGUGAAGAGUGUCGCAGGGAAGCAGAAAGAAAUGAGCACAAAGAGGGCAGUAAUAGUGCAGAAGGCGGGUCAAACGAAGAAAACAAGAUCAAAGAAGAAGCUAAUGUCAAGAAAGAACAAGCUGACGAAGAACAGGAAGCUGAAGAAGUAGAAGCAGGGGAUGGCGAGAAAGAUAAACAACUUCUGUCACCAUCUGCUACAAAAAAAGAGGGCAAUGGAGCGGCUGCUGGGCCUGCUGCAAAACAACCCAUCAAGAAAGAGCCCGGAUCUCAACCACCAGUUAAAACUGAACCACACCGCGCAAAGGAGAUGAAACCUGCGGAGUCAGAAAUAGUUCGUGAGUUAAAAGCGCAGUUGAAAAAAGCGAUGAACGAUCAAAAAGAAAUGAAGUUGCUAUUAGAUAUGUACAAAGGAGUGAGUAAAGAGCAGCGCGACAAAGUUCAGCUGAUGGCCGCUGAGAAGAAAAUCAGAGCCGAGCUAGAAGAUGCUCGACAGCAGCUUAAAAAGAUUCAAGAAAGCAAACGGGAAGAACGCAAGAAACUGGCAGAUGAGGAUGCACUUAGGAAAAUAAAGCACCUCGAGGAACAGACGCAUCAACUGCAAAAGCAGGUUGCGACUCAUAAACAGGAAGAGGAGGCCCUUUUGAACGAGAUGGAGGUUACGGGUCAAGCAUUCGAAGAUAUGCAAGAACAGAAUUCAAGGUUAAUUCAGCAAUUGCGAGAAAAAGAUGAUGCUAAUUUCAAGCUUAUGACAGAGCGAAUUAAGUCUAAUCAACUUCAUAAACUUUCACGAGAAGAAAAAGAUGCGCUGAAAGAGCAACUAAACCUCGUCUCGGGUCAAAUGGAGGCAAUGAAUGUUGUCAUCCGGAGGCUAGAAGAGAAAGAAAGAGUGUUGCAGAACAAUCUAACAACAACAGAAAAAGAGCUUGUACUUCGUCAGCAAGCUAUGGAAAUGCAUAAACGGAAGGCAAUUGAGUCAGCCCAGUCAGCAGCUGAUCUGAAGCUCCAUUUAGAGAAGUAUCAUGCUCAAAUGACAGAAGCACAGCAAGUUGUUGCUGAAAAAACAUCGGCGCUAGAAGCAGAGGCUUACAAAACUCGGAGAUUGCAAGAGGAAAUAGCGCAGCUACGUCGUAAGACAGAGCGUAUGAAGAAAAUUGAGCUGGCAGGAACCCUCGACGAAGUUAUGAUGGAAGAAAUUCGCGAGUAUAAGGAGACGCUGACAUGUCCAUCCUGCAAGGUGAAGCGCAAAGAUGCUGUGCUCAGCAAGUGUUUCCAUGUCUUCUGUUGGGACUGUCUGCGAACGCGCUAUGAGACACGACAACGCAAAUGUCCUAAAUGUAAUGCUGCGUUCGGAGCUAAUGACUAUCAUAGACUGUAUCUAGGCUCAUAAAGGGAUCAAAUUCGAUGAGCUUUUGAUUUUAGGUUAAUUAUGACCACAUUGGAAAUUGUAAAACUUCCAAAACCCUAUUUUUUUUUCCUGUUCGAAAGAGCUAUUACAUUUCGUUCCUUCAAUACUGCGGUUUCUCUCAGAGGAAACAAAAAAAAAAUCGCUAAAAUUUCCAUUCUAAGUUAUGUGAUUCCUCAAUCAUUCAGAAAAAGACCAAAUUGAGUGCAAAACUCAGCAUAUAUUCUAAGAGGAAAUCUCCUCAUUCUCUCUUUUCAAACUUUCCAAACUGAAUGGAACACUGUUGUUUGUGAUUUAAUUAUUGUAACGGUCUGAAGAAAUCAAAGGGAAAAAACCAAUUUAUUUGUACUUAGCCUAUCAAAACGUAUCAUUAAGAAUUGACACUUUGCUAUGCGGUCUUAGCUUCACUGCAUAGUGAACUGUCAAACUUUUUGAUGUCAAAAGCGUGGGUCACCCGAUCAAACUGAGCUCAUCCAUUCAAGAAGGUUGCUGCCACUUUUGGUUGUUCGAUCACCAAUCAGAGCGCAUCGCCAUCAAAUUGAUGAGGGCUGCCUUUAUUUGAUACAACAUGGUUGAGUUUAAGGUUGGCUUUGAAAUCCAGGCUUCUUGCCUCUUGUUAGAUUGAUAGGCUCAGUCUGAUUGUGUGACCUGUACAGUUUCCAGUUUCAGACCCCUUUCUUUCAUCAUACUUCUCCCUCCUCCUAUAAACCCCAUAAACUUUUUAACUGUUUCUCAUGUUUGCGGUUGGUCUCGACAGACAAAGACCAUUUCAGGAAAGCGUGUUAAAUCUAGCUGUACAUAAUCAUCCCAUCAUCGUCGUCACUAUUUUUGUACAUUCCACUAAUCAUGAUCGUCAUCUUUCAUCUUAAGGCAUUUCUGAAGAAACUGGAGGUUUCAUGAUUUCUUGUGAAGUUCUGAUAUUUGUAAGGCAAGCUCUCUGUUCCCAAGGAAAGCUCAUGAAAGCUGAAAGGUUUUGCAUUUUCUCUUUGAGGCUUUUUUUCAAACAUACAUUGAAGCCUCUCUUGAAAACACGGUUUUUCUAGCUUGUUCUAGUCGAUUAAUAAUAAUAAAAAAAAAAUGUGAUGCUUCAUAUUGAUCGUAUCAUUUUAAAUUGUUAUUGAAAUCAGAAGAAACGCAACCCAAGUGGUAUCACCAAUCUCUCGGAGUCUUUCCUGCCCUGUUUAAAAGAUGUAGUGUCUUUGUUUAAUCCUUUAUGCAGUGGGCUACCAGACAAAGUCUGAACUAAAUAGAAACGUCCCAUGUUUUCUCUCAAAAAUCUAAUGUAGGAAACAAUUCAUAUAACAGGAAGUUCAAAAAUCAAAUCCUGCACGAGAUAUCAACAUGUAUUUUUAACACAGCUGAAAUGAAAGUCAAAUUCUGACCUUCCAAUCAGUAUUUUUGCCCUUUAGCUAAUGUGAAUUAUGAACCUCUCAUAUCUUCUAAAGGAAUUAAUUUCUGAACUUAAUGUUGAUUAAUUCGUUUACUCAUGAAAUUUUAAAGAGAUAACAUGCUGUGUGGUGCUUUAAUUUAUACAUUGUCUAGAGGCCUAUUGUGUUUUUCGUGAUCUCUGUAGCUUUAAUGCAUUUUCUUUUUCUUUUUUCCAUGCAUCCCGGGUUUCUAAUAAGUUUCGGAUGCAAAGAACUUACAAUGAAACCCACAGGAGUCUCCUCCUGUUUUAAGUACAAGUCGCAGGCAAAUAAUCAAAUCAGGCAUUUCGUCAAAUGCCUAGGCAGAUAGUAAAAUAAUCUUACUUGAAUUGAAAUUUAAGUCCUUUUACCAAUUUUAGAAUGAAUAAUUCUUUUUGAAAUGAUCUCGUCUUUUUAAAAUAAAAUUUAUCCGAAAAUUUCCAGAAAGUUGUAAAGCACAGAAUUUUUCAAAAUUAUACAGUCAAAACAUUUUAGGAGCAUCUAGAGAGAAAACUAUCAGGAAAUAUUGUAGAUUUUAUGAAUUUUUACUAUAAAACGUUAAAAACUCACUCAACUUUGAAAAUGGUCAAAAUUUUACUGUCUGCUGUGACUCGACUAUUUAUUUGAUUGACAACUGACUAUUUGAUUAUGUGCCUGCGACAUACAUCAUUAAAUCCAUGAAGUAUGAUAAUUGAUACCCGACAAAGUUCUAGGAAUCAAUUUGAAUCCAAAAUCACCACUAUUCCAUCUUAAGUUUAGAUUUGGAGUUCAUGUUGACAACAUUGUUAGCAAUAUUUAGUGUCAGGUGCGGAAGAUCUGCCAUCCUAAUUCUUGCAUUCAGUUAAAAUGCGAAAAUGUAAAAGGCAGAUCUGCCAUUCUCAGACCAAUCGGCUUACUAAUUUUGAAUGAACUCUCAUUCAGUCAAACAAUGGAGUGAUUAUUUGAGCAAUUUACCCAGGAAUGAAGACUGCUGAAGUCUUUUUGUCAUGAAUUUAUAAAUCGUUUUUUAUUUGUUUAAGUUGUGCAAAUGUAUCAUUUGAUCGAUCUUGGAUGAGGUACUACCAAAGAGACAAGUAAACAUUGUAAUCUGUAACCAAUUAGUUGCACUUUUUUAGUGUCAGUUUUCGGAGCUGAAAACCAUAAGUUGAUUCGUAUUUAUCAAGUUAAAUUGAUGUACAAUUCAUCAAUCGAAAUUUAAUUUUAAUUUGACCAGAAUCACCUUAACAACAUCAGACAUUGCCUACUUUUCUGUAAUGCUUUAUUUUUUAAACAGAGAACUAAACCACACUGAAACUUGAAAUUUUUUUCUAUUCACUCUUCGUAAUCUAGGGUUACUUCUCAGAAAGUCUAAAGACGUUAAGUAUUUAGUUCUCUGGUAAAAAAAUCAAACAUGCGGAAAAACUUGGCAACGUCCAAUGAAGUUGGGCUGAUUUCAGUCGAAUCUGUCUAACUGAACGAUGGUUUACUUACAUUAUGGAAUGAUGUCAACCAAAUUAUAGAUGAAUCCUUGUUUGCAUUACCUCAGAUUUUGCGAUUUUAUCUAGUAGAAGCUUAAAUUUUUAGGUUUGGAUGUCAAUUCGAGCAGAAAGGUGGAUUCUGCUUCACUUUUUAACAAACCUCUUUUUCUCCUCCUGAUAUUAAAAUGCCAUAACUGGCUUCAAUUACUGUAACCACUGAUGUAGCCACUGAUCUAUUGCUCCAAGCAAUCUUAUUUCCUCAUGACUCUCAUAUUCACUCAUCUUGAUAGUAAAUCCUGAAAACUAAUGUUUAGGGACCGAUCUCUUCUCUCUGUAUUUCACUACUCUUUCAUCGUUUUUUAUAUUUUCCUAAUGUCUGUACCUACUAACUGAACAGGGCAUGAAUUUUUUUUGCCUGCGAAAAAUGGUUUUGUUUGUAAGUAAGUAAUUGUACAAAGGCACUUCGUUCUUCGCAAACAUGCAGGUAUGAUAUUGUGUAUAAAUCUAAUUCUUGUGUAAAAAGCUAUGAAUAAAUAAUCGUUUUGUACAUGCA
Messenger RNA from Bemisia tabaci, 6482 nucleotides. The record is from RefSeq and is a predicted model, not a curated record. NCBI's taxonomy places the organism in Eukaryota, Metazoa, Arthropoda, Insecta, Hemiptera, Aleyrodidae.